CUUUAUUAUUUUAAUUCAUCGGCAUUACAAUAUUUCAAAAAUACAUUAGGCAUUAGUGGGCAUAAUUCCAUUCAUCCAUCGCGCGAUGCGCGAUGGAUGAUCUCCUCCUAGUAGUUCUAUAGAAAGGGUUGAUUAUUGUUGUCAGUUGGGCGACUAAAUUGGAGGAUUUCUGUUUGAUUGAUGACAGGAGGCCUGCAUCUGGUAAGAGCAAAACUACUCGACCCAAUUUUCUCUACAGCCCAUAGUCUGAAGGCUGACUCCACAACCAGUAGGCCCAAAAUAAAUAUAAACUCUAGGCCCCACCACCCCAAAAAAAAAAAAAAAACCAAAAAUAACUCCUGUUGUUUUUGUUACUCGAGGAGCAGCAAUGGCGUCGUGUUUCUCUGCAACGCAUCCUUAUUAUGUUUCAUGGACCUCCUCUGCGAAAUUCGGACAAAGCUCUAAUCUUUCCUACGUUACAAAGUCGUUAGUUUUCAGGUGUAGGAAGCGGACUCAGUGCGCCCUGCAAAUUCACUGCCCAUUGAUGAAGGCUCGUGUGGCCUCUUCUUCCAUGGAUACCACAGAUGCCCAUAUCGAAGAGAACAGCAGCUUCUCCACGCUACGAGAGCUAUGCGAAGGUCACGUGCCUGAGCACGUGAUUAACAGGAUGGAAGAAAUUGGAUAUGUUGCACCAACAGAGGUGCAGCAGCAAGCUUUACCGGUGCUUUUUGCUGGACGAGAUUGUAUACUUCAGGCCCAGACAGGCUCCGGAAAAACUCUUGCAUACCUGCUGCAGAUUUUUUCAGUCAUUGAUACUCAAAGAUUUGGUGUUCAAGCACUGAUUGUUCUGCCCACAAGGGAGCUUGGCAUGCAAGUUACAGAAGUUACUCGAAAGCUUGCUGCUAAGCCUUCACAGGCUGAACGACAGCAGAAGCCAUGCACCGUCAUGGCUCUUUUAGAUGGGGGAAGGUUGACAAGACAUAAGAGGUGGUUAAAGGCAGAGCCUCCUACUAUAGUGAUUGCAACUCUGCAGAGUUUGUGUCAUAUGCUUGAGAAGCAAAUUUUUGGGUUAGGUGCCAUGCAAGUGCUGGUAAUUGAUGAGGUUGAUUUUAUGUUCAAUUCCUCAAAACAAGUUGAUGCUCUUCGAAGGCUAUUGACAUCAUACUCUUCAAGCAGUAGUCGUCAAACGAUUUUUGCCAGUGCAUCAGUUCCCCAGCACAAGCGAUUUCUGCACGACUGUAUACAGCAUAAAUGGACCAAGGGUGAUGUUGUUCAUGUCCAUGUAAAUCCAGUUCAGCCAAUGCCAUCAUGCCUACAUCACAGAUUUGUGGUAUGUGGCGAAAGGGAAAGGCACUCAACGUUGCUAUUGUUAUUACAAUCAGAUGCUCCUCAGUCUGCUAUAGUGUUUGUUGGAGAGCAAUCUGAAAAGUCAAAGAAGGCUGGAAAUGCUCCACCAACAACUAUCCUAUUUGAUUUUUUAAAGGCCUCCUUUCUGGGAUGCUCCACAAUAAUUCUUCUGGAGGAAGAUAUGAAUUUUAAUCAGCGAGCAGCAUCCUUAAUAGAUCUUAGAGGAGGAGGAGACUUUCUUCUGGUUGCAACAGAUAUAGCAUCUAGAGGAGUUGACCUGCCUGAGACAACUCAUAUUUACAAUUUUGAUCUGCCAAGAGAUGCAGUAAAUUACCUUCAUCGAGCUGGAAGGGCAGGUAGGAAACCAUUUUCAGAUGAUAAAUAUUUUGUGACCAACAUUAUAGCACCAGAAGAGCGAUUUGUAUUGCAGAGAUUCAAAAAUGAACUGAAGUUUUUCUGUGAAGAGUUGUUCCUGUAAUUGUGUGAAUGAUUUUUUGGUUUGUGCGUGAGUGAAAUCCAUUCCAAUUGGCUCAAUUUGAAUAGAAUGAAUCAAAUUUUAUUUAUUUAUUGCUUUUUCUCAC
Molecule: messenger RNA, 1907 nt
Organism: Coffea arabica (coffee)
Lineage: Eukaryota; Viridiplantae; Streptophyta; Magnoliopsida; Gentianales; Rubiaceae
Product: DEAD-box ATP-dependent RNA helicase 58, chloroplastic
Molecular function (GO): RNA binding; ATP binding; RNA helicase activity
Source: RefSeq, a predicted model, not a curated record